Molecule: messenger RNA, 942 nt
Organism: Sorex araneus (European shrew)
Lineage: Eukaryota; Metazoa; Chordata; Mammalia; Eulipotyphla; Soricidae
Product: olfactory receptor 51F2-like
Exons: 1
Coding region: 1-942 (313 amino acids)
Biological process (GO): G protein-coupled receptor signaling pathway
Cellular component (GO): membrane
Molecular function (GO): G protein-coupled receptor activity; olfactory receptor activity
Source: RefSeq, a predicted model, not a curated record
AUGCCAAUCUAUAACUCUACAUUCCCUGUGUUCCUUUUAACUGGACUUCCAGGACUUGAAUGGGCCCACACCUGGAUCUCCAUCCCCUUCUGCUUCCUCUAUCUAAUGGCGCUUUCUGGAAAUACCUUUAUCCUGUUUGUAGUCUUCACUGAACCAAGCCUCCAUGAACCCAUGUACUAUUUCCUAUCUAUGUUGUCUACCACUGACAUUGGUUUAAGCAUCUCUACGAUGGUGACAGUACUGGGAAUAUUCUGGUUCAAUGCCCGGGAGAUCAACUUCAAUGCUUGCUUAUCACAGAUGUUUUUCAUUCAUCUCUUCACUGUCAUGGAGUCUUCAGUGCUCCUGGCUAUGGCUUUUGAUCGUUUUGUGGCUAUUUCUAAUCCUCUGAGAUAUUCUACCAUUUUAACUCAUGCGAGAAUUGUACAGAUCGGUUUAGCAAUUGUUUUCAGGGCAACUUCGAUUCUAACACCACUCGUCCUGCUUCUUAAACGUCUGUCAUUUUGCAAUAACCAAGUGCUUCAUCACUCCUACUGCUUCCACCCUGAUGUGAUGAAGCUCUCCUGUUCAGACGCAAGCAUCUAUAGUGCUUUUGGACUAGUUACAAUUAUCUCAACUGCUGGAUUGGACUCUAUCUUUAUUCUUAUUUCCUCUAUCUUGAUCAUUCACUCAGUUCUCAAUAUUGCAUCUCCAGCAGAAAGAAAAAAGGCUUUCAGCACAUGCGUCUCUCAUAUCACUGCUGUGGCCAUAUUCUAUAUUCCUUUGAUAAGCUUAUCCUUUGUUCACAGAUUUGGAAAGCAUGCUCCACCCUAUGUACCCACACUCAUUGCUAAUUUGUACAUGCUCAUUCCUCCUGUGAUGAAUCCCAUCAUCUACAGCGUGAAAACAAAGCAGUUUCAAAAAGCUAUGCUCAAGCUUGUAUGUUCCAAGAGAACUCAUAUUUAA